ACUGGAAGGAAGGAGAAAGGAGACCCGCUGAACAUAGCAAUUGAUAAGAUGACCAAGAAGACGAGAGAUCUACGAAGACAGUUGCGGAAAGCCGUGAUGGAUCACAUAUCGGACUCGUUCCUCGAGACCAACGUCCCGCUGCUGGUUCUCAUCGAAGCAGCCAAGAGCGGCAACGAGAAAGAAGUUAAAGAAUACGCCCAAGUGUUCCGUGAACAUGCCAACAAGUUGGUGGAGGUUGCCAAUUUGGCUUGUUCCAUUUCCAAUAACGAAGAAGGUGUGAAAUUAGUCCGGAUGGCAGCAACCCAGAUUGAUAGCUUAUGCCCACAGGUGAUAAAUGCAGCUUUGACCUUGGCUGCCAGACCUCAGAGCAAAGUGGCCCAAGACAAUAUGGAUGUCUUCAAAGACCAGUGGGAGAAGCAGGUGCGAGUCCUCACCGAGGCCGUGGAUGACAUCACCUCUGUGGACGAUUUCCUGUCCGUCUCAGAAAACCACAUCCUGGAGGAUGUCAAUAAAUGUGUGAUUGCGCUGCAAGAAGGUGAUGUUGACACCUUGGAUAGAACCGCCGGGGCGAUUCGAGGCCGUGCUGCCCGGGUGAUCCACAUCAUCAAUGCCGAGAUGGAAAAUUAUGAAGCCGGGGUUUACACCGAGAAAGUGUUAGAAGCCACAAAGCUGCUUUCUGAGACAG
Messenger RNA from Protobothrops mucrosquamatus (brown spotted pit viper), 685 nucleotides. Its product is annotated as catenin alpha-2-like. The annotation marks the transcript as partial. Gene Ontology annotation, biological process: cell migration; cell-cell adhesion. Gene Ontology annotation, cellular component: catenin complex; adherens junction. The transcript is spliced from 5 exons. NCBI's taxonomy places the organism in Eukaryota, Metazoa, Chordata, Lepidosauria, Squamata, Viperidae. The record is from RefSeq and is a predicted model, not a curated record. Gene Ontology annotation, molecular function: actin filament binding; cadherin binding; beta-catenin binding.